This is a messenger RNA of Dreissena polymorpha, 4194 nucleotides long. RefSeq names its product protein mono-ADP-ribosyltransferase PARP14-like. Gene Ontology annotation, biological process: negative regulation of gene expression. Gene Ontology annotation, cellular component: nucleus; cytoplasm. The record is from RefSeq and is a predicted model, not a curated record. Lineage: Eukaryota; Metazoa; Mollusca; Bivalvia; Myida; Dreissenidae. The coding region runs from base 178 to 2631 and encodes 817 amino acids. Gene Ontology annotation, molecular function: NAD+ poly-ADP-ribosyltransferase activity; transcription corepressor activity. The transcript is spliced from 16 exons.
GAAAAUAUACAGCGUUUUAAUUCAUGUUGUAUACAGAUAGACAGCGUAGAUUCAUUUGCAGCAAAUAACAUAUCCUGCGUAAGCGUACAUAAAAUCAACGGAGCAGUUAUUCAACUAAAGGUCAUCGAUAUUACGCAUCAACGAGUGGACCUCAUCGCAUGCCCGAAUGACCCACACAUGACCUUCAAAGGAAGAAUUUCAGAACAAAUAGCUAAAGCUGGAGGACCUACAAUUAAAAAUAAAGGUCAAGAGUAUGUCAAUGCAAAGGGGCCAGUCGAAGAAGGUAAUGCUGUAGAAGGUGAUUCCGGAAAACUUCACUGUACAAUCAUUGUGCAUGUCGUGCCACCAAAGUGGAAAGAUGGUAAUACAAAUGAGAAAGGACUGAUGAUUAAAGCCAUUAAAUCAGUUCUUCAGAUUACGAGUAACAAAGGCCUUGUUUCCGUUGGACUACCGCCACUCUGGUGUGACAGGUAUCCAGUCUUGGAUGGCGUGGCACAUGUUGUGGAAGCAGUUACUGAAUUCCUGGAACAGAAUCCGAAGACAAGCGUUAAGGAGGUAAUAUUUUGCACACAGAAUGAUAACUUUGUCGAAGUCUACACUAAGUGUAUGGGAGCGUUGAAAGAGACAUGGUUCACCCUUCAAGGAAGGCGACCAGUACAAACAGAAUUGAUCGAUUCCACUGCCACCUCAACAGAAGACCAACCAGCGGUUAAUACCAAUGUCGUUAUAAAGUUAGACAACUCGCUGUUUUGGACCAGGCGACCUCUAAAACCGAAACGAUGGACAAACAGAGGAGGGGAGAUUCAUGGGGAUCUUCCAAUUCAAACUGACGAAUAUUCUCAUGGUUUGCCGUUUAAAAUACAUGUAACAGAGCGUACAACCCUACAUAUUGUCACCGGUGAUGUAACUCAACAACAGGCGGAUGUGAUUGUGAACGUCUGCGAUUCUUAUCCAACUAAACGUGGAAGAUUGUCCACAGACAUCAUUCGAGCUGGAAAUAUUAUGCAAGAAUGGACAAAUCUAGGAAGUCUUGAGUUUGGCGAGGUAAAGAGCACAGGGGCUGGAAAAGGUAGCCUUAGGUCUAAAUGCGUGUAUCACGUUAUUGGACCUUCAAAAGAGUGUGACUUUGUUACGAACUUGAAAACGAUUGCUGAUCUUGUCAGAGGUUGCCUCGAGAAAACCGUACAAGACGGGUACACUUCCAUUGUGUUCCCAGUGCUUAACCAAGGAAGAUUGAGAGCCGACAAAGUGGCUGAAGCUAUGGUGAAAGCAGUUGUCCAGUUUUGUAAUAAACCGCACGAAAACAUAUCGGAUAUAUUGAUUGUCAUAUAUUACACUGACAAAUUUACUGAGAAUGUAUUUGAACAAACAAUUCCAACACUGCUGCAAAUUGCUAUGCCUACAGAAGCCAAUGAAUCUAAUCUACCAGUAGUAGGAAGGAGGACGGCUGUAUACGUCGAGCGAAACACUUUGGAGCACACAGACGCCGACGACAUCGCGGUGUUCAAAAUAGUUGCCAAGGGCAACAUUCAACAAAUAAUGACACAAAUUAAAGAUUGCAUCGAAGUCGAAAUCCCGUCGGAAGAGUUUACUCCUGACCAGCCAUUGUCAGUUAAGGAAGAAUCAUGUUUGAAGACACUGGAGAAGAAGCACAUUGUAGACGUUGACGUUGACAAAAACACAAAACGAAUUCUGGUUACUGGUCUGAGGAAAAAUGUUGAACGAUGCAAGCUAGAGGUCAUGCAGUUGUUAUUCAAGGACUUCCCACUAUGGAGAUAUAGAGAACAUCUUAUGGAAUCAGUCGCUCAUAGUGUGCAGUGGUACUACGAAGAAGGUGGCGUUAAGAAAGAACACGACAGGGCAUCAAACUUUGAGCUUCAGUACGGUUUAACUGUAGGAAAGGAUUUUACCUAUACGUGCAAUGGCGUUCGAUUCAGGGUGGAUUUGCAGAGACAGAGAGAAUGCCCUGAAGAAAAUCCAGGCCAAUACAGACAACUUUAUCAGAGAUUCCUAGCACUUCAAAGAAUUGAAAUACCAGAAAAUUGGUCAAUUGCAUGGUCACAAGAGACAGAUCAAGCAAGAGUUCAACUCAGUCCGUCCGAUCAAGAAUUUAUUGACGUGAAAGUGAAGAUUUUGAAAGAUGGACUCCAACCAAACACAAUCAUCAAUAUCUUCAGGUUGGAGCACAGAUAUAUGUGGCUGACAUAUCAAGCUAAAAAACAGCACAUCGAGUCACAAAAUCCGAGGGGAGUAAAGAAUCAGAGGUCACUGUGGCAUGGUACAGACAGCGGGACAGUAGAUCUGAUCGUUAAAAAUGGAUAUGACCGAAGUUUCUGUGGAAGAAAUGCGACAGCGUAUGGAAAUGGCGCAUAUUUCGCAACAUCUUCAAAGUACUCCAAUGGAUACGCUGUUGCCGAUGCCUCUGGGGUGUGUCGAAUGUUCUUAAACAAGGUCUUAACUGGCGAAUAUACCGCCGGAGCCAAUGGAAUGAGCUGCCUUCCCCAGAAAACAACAUUACAUGGCAUUCCUGUAUUAUUUGAUAGCGCUGUAGACCGCGUUGGAAAUCCGACAAUGUUCAUUAUAUUUCAUGAUUCCCAGGUGUAUCCGGAAUAUUUGAUAGAAUACAAUUAGUCUAGUGAAAUUAAAAACGUACUCGAUGAAAUACGUCAUAUAUUUUUUCUUUGUAUAUUCUUGUUAAUUCACAUUACAAACCUCUCGUAACACUUGUAUAAUCAAAAAAAAUUUCAAAGUUUGUCUUUUUAAAUACAUUAUGAAUGCUGGAAAUAUGUAAAUUUACCUGUGGACUUUAAAAAAAAAGUCAUUUCUCAUAUAAUGUAUGUAAACUCAUAGAUUGUACUAUGCGAUCUAAAAUGUUAUAGUGUGACUGGUUUAUGUAUGUGUAUGAAAAUACUAAAAGUAUUAUUUAGACUGAUUUUUUACUGUUAAUCUAUCAUCACUUAUCAUUUUUUAUUAUCAUGUAUAAAAUGAGCAGAUAUUUGUAAUAAAGUUACUGUAUAUCUUGAAUUUAUUUUCAUAUAUGACUUAACAAAUCUUAAUGGAAAUGUUGUCGGUAUGUGUAAAGAUGCCUAUUUAUGAAUAUAAAUCAUCUGUAUCUGUGAUUUUUAUUGAGAAAACUCUUUAAAACAUGUUUUUCUUUACUUGAAAGUAGGUAUUUUAAUCGGUUUUGGACUAUAUAACUUUUUAAUAUUGAAUACGAUAUCGAAAAUUUGGUUACAUUUACACUUAAGGUUUCAUAGUAUUACAUAUUGUGUGAAACAUUUAAGCUUGAAUGUCCAUUUGCUUGAUCAUUCCAGGUAGAAUUUAUGUUUUGUGUGACGUUUGCAACGAUUAAAGCGUUGUGCUUUUGUUAACUUAAGUUACAUUUUUGCAGUUAUUUUGAUGUCAAUAGUUUAAAUGUUUACGGUAUACAUUUAUCAUUAAAACCUGUUAAUAUUGAUCACUUUGCAAUAAUUGAAAAUAUAUGAAGUACUAUUAUACAUUCGCCAACAACGAAGAUAUUUCCAUACAUAAUAGUUCAUGUGGUAUACUUUAUUAAUUAUUUAAUAUAUAUUUGUAAUAUCAUAUUAUAUUCAUGUGAAUAUAUUUUAGCUAAGUGUCAUUUUUAAUGUUUUUCAUGUUUAUGCAUAUUUAUAUAUGUUCGUAAAACAUGUUUUUCUGAUGCAAAAUCAUGUUAUGUGUCGUUGUUAUGACAUUUGGUAAAUGACGUCAUGUAUCGUUCUAAUUUCUUGGUCAUUAUUUUUGGUCGGUCACGUGACUGAACAAUUUUGGUCAUCAAUAUUGAACAAUAAGUCAAAAUAGUGGACAGUUGAGCUUAAGUCAAGAUCUAGGAUAGAGGUAAUUUUUGUCGAGAGUCAUUCAUUUUUGGAAGUAAAUACCUUUAAGUCGAAAACACAUACGUUUUAUAGUAAUAAUCCAUUGUUAUGAAGAUUGUUUACAUAAAGUAACUCUGCUUUUGGAAACGUUUUUAACACCUUUAUUGCAUUAUUUACAUAAAUUCUGAAAGAACGCAGAACUGUCUGAUUGUGCGUCACAUGUGUAAAUCCGUGUAAACACUACCCAAGUAUAAUUACCGGGAAGCUGGCGGUUAGGAAUAACUUACAUUGUGUUGCUCUCUAACGGUUGUUUAUUGCGAAUAUUUAUCUUCACACGAAUAAAUAAUUGUUUGAACAUUUA